Messenger RNA from Mesitornis unicolor (brown roatelo), 645 nucleotides. It is a transcript of the gene RFESD, whose product is annotated as Rieske (Fe-S) domain containing. Gene Ontology annotation, molecular function: 2 iron, 2 sulfur cluster binding. The coding region runs from base 1 to 645 and encodes 214 amino acids. NCBI's taxonomy places the organism in Eukaryota, Metazoa, Chordata, Aves, Mesitornithiformes, Mesitornithidae. The transcript has 4 exons. The record is from RefSeq and is a predicted model, not a curated record.
AUGCUGGACCUCGUCGCGCUGAGCCUCCAUUUCCUCCUCUGUUUCCUCGUCGCCCUCGCGAUUUGGCGUGGACCCAAGGAUGGGGAUUUGUGCAGCUCAAGCGCAGGACCGGCUGAGAAGGAGCCAGAUGGUCUUAUAUUUAUUGGCAAAGAGGAUGACAUAAAGGCGUCCCGAAGAGCAACGGCCAAAGUCAGUGGCAGAGAAGCUGUCGUUUUCUACCACGAAGGGAAAUUUCACGCUAUGGACUCUCGCUGCUACCAUGAAGGAGGCCCUCUGCAUCUUGGAGAAAUAGAGGAUAUCGAUGGUCAAGCGUGCGUUACUUGUCCCUGGCAUAAGUUUAAAAUUGUUUUGGAAACAGGGGAAGGACUGUAUGAAGGAAUAAACCCCUUGGAGCCAUCACCAGCACCGCGGUGGCAAUCAAAAGGAGUCAAACAAAGGAUCCACAAGGUCACAAUAGACAAUGGAAACGUGUAUGUGAGCCCUCCCGAUUUGUCUGUCAGCUUCGACUCUGAUUAUUUUGCUGACAAGUACAAAAAUAACGGGGAUUUAGCCACGGGAAAACAAAGCGGCCCACGAGCAGCGCAGAAAGUUGUGGCCAGCGAGCAGGAUCCUGGGGAAUGCCUCGACGAAGAGCAAUUGUCGUGA